AUGGCAGGCUCAUUCACCCGCAUGGUAUCAGGCCGUAACACGGCAGUGAUUCUGGCCAGCAUGGGAGCUGGCACACUGGCAUCAGGAUACCUCCUCAGUGACAACACUGCUGCUGCUGAGAGGAAGAGGCUCUAUCCACCCAGUGCUGAUUUCCCUGACCUGAGGAAGCACAAUAACUGCAUGGCAGCAGCCCUGACCCCAACCAUUUACGCACACCUGAGAGACAAGGCAACCCCCAAUGACUGGACCCUUGACCAGUGCAUCCAGACCGGGGUUGACAAUCCUGGACACCCCUUCAUCAAGACUGUAGGCAUGGUAGCUGGAGACGAGGAGAGCUACGAGGUGUUUUCCGAGAUUUUUGACCCUGUUAUCAAGGAUAGACACAAUGGCUAUGAUCCCCGUACAAUGAAGCACCCCACUGACCUGGAUUCUUCUAAGGUCACCUCUGGGAUGUUUGAUGAACGCUACGUCUUGUCAUCUCGUGUCCGUACCGGCCGUAGCAUCCGUGGGUUGAGUCUUCCACCUGCGUGUACACGCUCUGAGCGCCGUGAAGUGGAGCGUGUGUGUGUGACAGCGCUGGCUGGCCUAAAGGGAGAGCUGGCUGGUCGCUACUAUAGCCUGGGAGAAAUGAGUGACAGAGAGCAGCAACAGCUUAUUGAUGAGCACUUCCUGUUUGAUAAACCUGUGUCCCCUCUGCUCAUGUCAGCUGGGAUGGCCAGAGAUUGGCCUGAUGCUCGUGGGAUCUGGCACAACCAUGAGAAGAACUUCUUAAUUUGGAUCAAUGAGGAGGACCACACAAGGAUCAUAUCCAUGGAGAAAGGAGGAAACAUGAAGAGAGUGUUUGAGAGGUUCUGCAGAGGUCUUAAACAGGUGGAGAAUUUAAUUCAGGAGAGAGGCUGGGAGUUCAUGUGGAACGAGCGUCUGGGCUACAUUCUCACCUGCCCCUCUAACCUCGGUACUGGACUCAGGGCUGGCGUGCAUAUUCGCCUGCCCUUCCUCAGCAGGGACCCUCGCUUCAAGAAGAUCCUGGAAAACCUGAGGCUACAGAAGAGAGGCACAGGAGGAGUCGAUACGGCUGCUAGUGGAGACACCUUUGACAUCUCUAACCUCGACCGUCUGGGCAAGUCAGAGGUUGAGCUGGUGCAGCUAGUGAUUGAUGGUGUAAACUAUCUAAUUGAAUGUGAGAAGAGGCUGGAGAAGGGGCAGGACAUCAAGAUCCCCUCCCCCAUCGCUCAGUUCAGGAAGUGA
Molecule: messenger RNA, 1248 nt
Organism: Scomber scombrus (Atlantic mackerel)
Lineage: Eukaryota; Metazoa; Chordata; Actinopteri; Scombriformes; Scombridae
Product: creatine kinase S-type, mitochondrial-like
Exons: 9
Coding region: 1-1248 (415 amino acids)
Biological process (GO): phosphocreatine biosynthetic process
Cellular component (GO): mitochondrion
Molecular function (GO): creatine kinase activity
Source: RefSeq, a predicted model, not a curated record